AUGCUCUUGUUUCAGGUACGUGAUUACCGUACAGCGAGCUUUAACGUGCAUAUAUAUAUAUAUAUAUAUAUGUAUUUUUUUUUGUGUGUGUAUGGUCUCCAUACUUUUUUCUGUUAUGUUUUAUGUUUUAUGUUCUUUUUUUUUUCUUUUUUUUUUUUCUACCUCUGUCGCUUAUUCUCUGUCUAUCCCGCUCUUUUUCUUUUCUUAGUUUCUGAGGCAUCUAUCAAAAGGAAAAAAAUAUAUAUAUACCCCCCCCCCCUCUCAAUAACAACACCAGCACCCUCCCAAAAAAAAAAAAAAAGAAGUUUUCCUCUCUUUGAUUUUGUAUUCUUUUUUUUUUGUUCUCCUUACCCUUUUUUUUUUCAUAUUUCAACCUUAAAUGUACAUGUUUUCGUUUUACGUUUGUUUGUUUGUUUUGUUUUGUUUUUUCUUCUGACUGACUUCGUUAAGUGCCGUUUAUGUAUGUAUUUAUUUAUUUAUAAUUUCUUCCUUUUUUUUUUUUUGAAAAAAAAAAGCCCCCUUUCCCCCUCGGUUGAGUGUUGUUUCCAAAUUAAUUCGUAUGGAAAGUGUGACGUGAGGAGGUAA
Trypanosoma brucei brucei TREU927 is the source of this 585-nucleotide messenger RNA. RefSeq lists its product as hypothetical. Lineage: Eukaryota; Euglenozoa; Kinetoplastea; Trypanosomatida; Trypanosomatidae. The transcript has a single exon. Bases 1 to 585 code for a protein of 194 amino acids. The record is from RefSeq and is a predicted model, not a curated record.